Gekko japonicus is the source of this 752-nucleotide messenger RNA. Its product is annotated as epididymal sperm-binding protein 1-like. NCBI's taxonomy places the organism in Eukaryota, Metazoa, Chordata, Lepidosauria, Squamata, Gekkonidae. The annotation marks the transcript as partial. Gene Ontology annotation, molecular function: heparin binding. Gene Ontology annotation, cellular component: cell surface. The transcript is spliced from 5 exons. The record is from RefSeq and is a predicted model, not a curated record.
GGCCAGAUCCAGAUGUAGAAAGUCCACCUUGCACCUUCCCGUUCAUCUACAAGGGCAAGUCCUAUGACAUGUGUACUGCUGAGGGCAUGAGUGAUGGAAAACUCUGGUGUGCCACCACCAGCACUUAUGAUGUUGAUAAGAAAUGGGUUUAUUGUAAUGUCACAGAAUCGGACUGUGUCUUCCCCUUUGUCUUCCGUGGCAAGACUUACCCAACCUGCACCACAUCUGGGCGCAUAGACGGGAAGCUGUGGUGUCCCCUUACCACCAACCCUGAGACAGACAGGAUGUGGCUUCUUUGUGAUGACUUGGAAUAUGGAGGCAAUUCUUUAGGCCAACCCUGUGUCUUCCCAUUUUUCUACCGGAAAAAGACAUACUUCACCUGUGUCCCUGAAAAAUCUAACAAGACCUGGUGCGCCACGACGGGCAGCUAUGAUAAGGACAAGAAAUGGAGCUACUGUGCUGAUACAAGACUAAGUGAUGAACCUAUCGGCCCCUGCAUCUUUCCAUUUGUCUUCGAAGGCCAGUCUCACUCAACGUGUGUCACAGAUGGCUCACCUAAUGGGAAACCCUUUUGCUCUCUCACCGACCACUAUGAUGCAGAUCUCAAGAAGGUCCCUUGUGAAAAUUCAGUUGUCAGCACCCUGUUCUGGCCCAUCUCCGAAGCAGAGUUAAUGGACACUGGGGAAAGACUGGUCUUUAUGGAUGUCAGCACUUUCACCCUGCAUUUCUGGCUGGCUGAACUCCCCUAUUGA